Engraulis encrasicolus (European anchovy) is the source of this 3389-nucleotide messenger RNA. It is a transcript of the gene znf668, whose product is annotated as zinc finger protein 668. Gene Ontology annotation, molecular function: RNA polymerase II cis-regulatory region sequence-specific DNA binding; DNA-binding transcription factor activity, RNA polymerase II-specific. The coding region runs from base 107 to 2128 and encodes 673 amino acids. Gene Ontology annotation, biological process: regulation of DNA-templated transcription. The transcript is spliced from 2 exons. NCBI's taxonomy places the organism in Eukaryota, Metazoa, Chordata, Actinopteri, Clupeiformes, Engraulidae. The record is from RefSeq and is a predicted model, not a curated record.
CGCUCAGUGGUGCGCAGAGAAAACAACAAAUACAUUGACCUUAAUUUGAGAUUGUUAACAGUAUCUUUAUAAACCAGACCGUCGGCAAUACAGCAGUUCAGAAGAGAUGGCAUCUCCUCAGCCUGGCAGUCCGUCCACUGAGGAGCAGUACACACCUCCACCAACAGCAGAGAAGGAGGCCAAUAAAGGCUCAGAGGACAUCAAGGAACAGCCGCCCCCCACCCGCCGCAGAGGCAAGGGCAGGCCGCCCAAACCUAAGCCCACGUACAAAUGUGUUGCGUGCAAAGAAGCAUUUCCCAGUCCGUCUGCCCUACGGAGCCACAAGGCCUCCAAGCACGGAGGAUCACAGUCCGAGUCCCAAGGGAAGCACACGUGCACGCAGUGCGACAAGAGCUUCACCAGCCGCUCCCAGCUCUCCAAGCACCAGCGCUCCCACUCCGAUAACCGCCCCUUCCAGUGCCCGCAGUGCCACAAGGCCUACAAGACGCAGACGGAGCUGCGCAACCACAGCCGCUCCCACACCGGCGAGAAACCUUUCGUGUGCACCGAGUGCGGCAAGGCCUUCAUGCAGGCCAUCUGCCUGCGCAUCCACAUGACCCAGCACAGCGGUGAGAGGCCCCACUCCUGCCCGCAGUGCUCCAAGAGCUACCCCACGCUCUCCAAGCUCAAAGUGCACCAGCGCUCCCACACCGGCGAGAAGCCUUACUUCUGUGCCGAGUGCGGGAAAAGCUUCGCCGACCCGUCGGUGUACCGCAAACACCGGCGCAACCACCAGGGGCACCGGCCCUACACCUGUAGCCAGUGCGACAAGACCUACACCGAGCUGAAGGAUUUGAAGAACCACGAGCGCUCGCACACGGGCGAGAAGCCGUACCUUUGCUCCGACUGUGGCAAGGCCUUCUCGCGCUCCUCCUCCUUGGCGUGCCACCUGCGCAUCCACCUGCAGAACAAGCCGUAUCAGUGCAGCCUGUGCAACAAGGGCUUCACCCAGCGCUCGUCCUACCAGUCGCACCUGCGCACGCACUCGGGGGAGAAGCCCUUCCUGUGCCCGCAGUGCGGCAAGAUGUUCUCGGACCCGUCCAGCUUCCGGCGGCACCAGCGCGCCCACCAGGGCUUCAAGCCGUACGUGUGCGACAAGUGUAACAAGCGCUUCCGCCAGCCGGCCGACCUGGCCGUGCACCAGCGCGUGCACUCGGGCCAGCGUCCCUACAAGUGCCAGAACUGCGACAAGGCCUUCGUGGCCUCGUGGGACCUGCGGCGCCACAUGCUGGUGCACACGGGCCUGCGCCCCUUCUCGUGCACCGAGUGCGGGAAGUCGUUCGCCGAACGCUCGAGCCUGAACAAGCACCGGCGCGUGCACACCGGCGAAAGACCCUUCAAGUGCGACCAGUGCUGUAAGUCCUUUGUGGUGUCGUCUAGUUUACGCAAGCACGAGAGGACUCACGUGGCCGAGGCGGCCCAACAGCAGCCGCAACACGAGGGCACCCUCGCUGUGGCUGUCGUGGCCACUGUAACUGAUUCUCAGAUGCAUCAGCUAGGGCUCCCACAGUUCUCCUGCAGCAUGUGUGAGCUGACCUUCGGGACAUGGGAGGAGGUGCAGGCACAUGAGAGCUAUCAUUUGGCCACAGCCGCCGUGCCACAGCCAGCGCAGACCUCCACCGUGGUGGCGCUGCCCAUGGGUCCGCACGUCUGCGCCACCUGCCAGGCCGACUUUGCACAGCUGUCCGAUCUGCAGGAGCACGAGAAGAUGCACCCCAAGCCGCGGCCACACGUGUGCGAGAGCUGCGGCAAGGCGUUCCUGAACAAGGCCGGACUGCGCAAGCACCAGCGCAUACACUCCACCGUCCGGCCACACGCCUGCCAGGUGUGCGGCAAGGCGUUUCUGUUUGCCGCCUACCUGCGUAAGCACUUGCGCACGCAUCGGAGCGACGCGGAAGCGGGUGGUGCCGCUGAGCAGCUGAUCCAUACCCAGCCCCUGCCACCAUCGGAGGCGCCCCCCGACGUGAUGGAGUCUGCCACGGUGGUGGAGGCUGGCACCAUCUCCCUCACGGUGCCCUUGACGGUGCCAGUGUCGGCGUUUCAGGCGCUGCCCACUCACGUCUACAUCAACAAGGAUAAUGGACUUUGAGUUGGGCAGAAAGGAUGGAGAUGAGACUUAAUCCAAAUCUUAAUCUUAAUCGGAGACAAAAACUAAUGGAUUAAUUCAAAAGCAUGUGGCCUCUUUGUUGUUUUAAGUGCACCCUUCUCACUUUCCCAUAAUCACAGAGAUCCAUAUACAGCUACAGUCAGAAGGAAACAUACUGUAGCUGACAAAAACACUGCAUGCGUAUUUCCGUUUCACCCACGAUAAUGCUGGACUUCAGCAUUACUUAUUCAGAGCUGUGUAGGGGCAACAGUGAAGUUAACAGUUGGGUUAACCACAUUUGCGGUGACGUUUUUACACAGAGAGUUUCAUAAUGGCUCAGAAUGAUGCACAAUGACGCAUGAUAGCUCUGUCAAUUAUGCAGAUGUACUCCCACAUGCAGUAGUUCAGAGGUAUUUAGUUUUCCUGUUUGUUUUCAUUUUUCAGUCUGUCAUGAAAACAAAUUGGUAGGCUACUCUUAAUGGCUUCUGUGAUGUGAGCGCCCUUUUUAUUUGAAAAUAAAUCCAAUCAGUUUAUGGUGUUAACAUGUUUAAUCAUGUUCUGAAGAGUAUGUUAUUUUUUUAUUUAUUUCAAGAUGUUUUGCUGCCCAUUCACAAAUGUUAUCUUUUUCAUGUUUAUUUACCAGCAUUAUUCAUUUCUAAGAAUUCAUUACUUACGCUUUCGUACCUGAAUUAUGUGGAUCUUCUCCAUGUCCGCCAUUCUGAAAUACCAGUCAUUGACAUCUUUGGCCUUAAAAUUGACUACAUUUAGGUCAGACCAAUACACAUUUGUUAAUUGCGUUGUAAAUAUUCAUGAAUUCAUUGAUUAUCAAAUUUGUGAAUGGCAGCACACAAAAUGAACAACUAAAAUUGCAUACUGAAUGUUUAAUAAGGAGAAUCAGUGAUGUGGAUGGAUCAUGCGGAUCAACCAAUGUUAUGAACGCAGGAUUAUUUCGCUUCAUUUUUCAGUGUUGUGUGACCAAGGUGCAUAAUAGUGUGCAACUAUUUAAUACUACCUGGUGAAAGUCAAACUUGAUGUGUGUUGUACUAUUAUAAAUAUUUUUUUAUUUCUAUAUGUAACGGACAUGCCAAUAUAUCUCAUCUUGUCUUUUGCUUCCUCUCUGUUGGACACUGGUAUUUAAUUUAACAGAAAAUGCAUUGAUGCACUGACUGCGCCUGUCAGGCCCCUUUCCGCUGGCUGUUGAGCCAAAACAGCGGAUGUGAUGAGUUGUGACUGCCGCUUUUGCAAAAUAAAGACACACAAAAGA